This is a messenger RNA of Hemiscyllium ocellatum (epaulette shark), 3267 nucleotides long. RefSeq names its product outer dynein arm docking complex subunit 2 (gene odad2). NCBI's taxonomy places the organism in Eukaryota, Metazoa, Chordata, Chondrichthyes, Orectolobiformes, Hemiscylliidae. Gene Ontology annotation, molecular function: protein binding. Bases 79 to 3267 code for a protein of 1062 amino acids. The transcript has 20 exons. The record is from RefSeq and is a predicted model, not a curated record.
GGUUCUACCUGUAACUAAAAAACAAAAACAAAAACCAAACUGCUAUGGUAGAACAUUAAGUAAAAUUUACCCAUCAACAUGGGUGUAGCGUUAACUCGAGCAGCUCAGUGGACGGCGGCUGGCAUCGGGGUCGGCAAGUUAGAAUUUACUCCUCUGAACAUCUCCCUACUGAACAGCAUUAUCAAAUUUGUGGAAUAUGUUAGUUCCAAGCACCCACAGGAAGCCGCUUUGGUAUUUCGGGAACCUCUUGAAUGGAAGUCGAAUUUGGAGAUAUCCGGAUUUGGAGCAGACUAUCAAAUCAGCAAAAGAACUGUUGUAUCAAAAGAAACUGUGGAUGGAAACCCCUUGCUGAUUUUGGAUGAUUCUACUGGUGUCAUCAAAGUAUCCACUUUUAGCCAGUUAGCCAAACUGCUAGAAAUAGCUCAGAAAGAAAAACUGAAAGAAACACAAGCUUGUCUAGAAGCAAACAGAGACCCAAUUGCAAAGAUCCUGGGGCCAAGCUUUGCUACUGUGGAAGGAGAGGACAAAUCAAUGCUGCGUUUAUUGGAAAAAGUGAAGAAAGGUGAUGAGGAACCGGAGGCAGAAGCUCAGAUGAAGUUGUUUCUGCUUCUCCAGCAACUGGAUAUGCAGCUUUUAAAUACUUCUUUGCAGAAAAUUUCACGAGAAGUGCGGCUGAACCCCCAAGCUAUAAAGAAUGAUGUGCAACUGCUCCAGUCCUUCUCUGGAGAAGGAGAUCAGACUGUUUUAAGAUCGAUCAACUACACAUCAGAAUAUGAAUUCUCUAAUGGAUGCAGAGCCCCACCAUGGAGACAAGUGUAUGGAGAUAUUUGCUACCUGAUUAUUAAUACUCAUGAUACUGACACAUUGUAUGUAACCUGUAACACAGCUGGAGUUUACCUGAAUGGGGGUCCAAUAAAAGACAGUGAAGAUAUUAUUUACGACAGAAAUGGUGAUAUCUACAAGGAUCUUAUUACAUUCCUUAAGGAAAAAUCUCCAACAUUUGCAGAAAAUCUUACUCGGGUUCAACAGAAUUUUGUACUGCAAAAGAAAUCCACACCUACUCGAAAGACCCAGAAAGCAGAAGUACCUACUAAUGAGGAACUUGACCAGACUGAAAAGUUUAGUGAAUAUCAGGACAAGAAUAAGUUUGAAAGAAAGAAACCACCACCAAAACCUAAGACAAGGGAUAUAAAAAAAGAAGAAACUUCUUUUGUACAUAAGGCUCUAGAGUCAUCCCAUCGAUUAUCCAUAAAAGAUGAGAAAGCUCAAUUGAAAGUCCAGGAUACUAAGAAGAUUAAAAAAGAAAAAGAAAAUGUUGAGAUGGUUGCAGCUAGGAAAUACAAGUGCAAAGCAGCUCAAGAGAAAGCUCAUUUGAUACAGAGAGUAGUUUCUGAUGGAUCAGAAGAAUUAAGUGAAAGUUCUACAGAGAGUGAGGAAGACAAACAAGAUAUGAACAGACAACAGGAAUCCGGUACUGACUUACCUUCUGAGUACUGGCAAAUCCAGAAGGUGGUAAAAUACCUGAAGGGUGGCAACCAAACAGCGACUGUUAUUGCCUUGUGUUCAAUGAGGGACUUUAACUUGACGAAUGAGACAUGUCAGUUGGCCAUCCGAGAUGUAGGUGGCCUAGAGGUUCUGAUCAACCUGCUGGAUACAGAAGAAACCAAAUGUAAGGUUGGCUCAUUAAGGAUUCUAAAAGAAAUUAGUAAAAAUCCACAAAUUCGACGUUCCUUGGCAGAACUAGGUGGCUUGCAGAUUAUGGUGAAAAUCCUGGACUCCUCUAAUAAAGAUCUCAAAUGUUUGGCUGCUGAAACUAUUGCCAAUAUAGCCAGGUUCAGGAGAGCAAGACAAACCGUCAGGCUUCAUGGUGGAAUUCAACGCCUGGUUGGCCUUUUGGACUGUGUUCCAACUUCAGCUCAUCUAACUGCAGAGCAAGAGAAAGAUAUUGAAGUGGCACGUUGUGGUGCUCUGGCAUUGUGGAGCUGCAGCAAAAGUAAAAAAAAUAAAGAUGCUAUUCGUAAAGCUGGUGGUAUUCCUCUAUUGGCUUGCCUGUUGAAGUCUCCUUAUGAAAAUAUGCUUAUUCCAGUUGUUGGCACAUUGCAAGAAUGUGCUUCAGAGCCAAGUUACAGGUUGGCCAUUCGUACAGAAAAUAUGGUGAAGAAUCUGGUAAGAAAUCUGAGCAGUGAAAGUGAGGAGCUUCAGAUGCAUUGUGCUCGUGCCAUUUUCAAGUGUGCGGAGGAUGAGGAAACACGUAAUCUUGUAAGAACUCAUUUUGGAUUGGGACCACUAGUCAAGCUUGUCAGCAAGUCCGAUAACAAGCAAUUAUUAGCAGCAGCCACGGGAGCUGUCUGGAAAUGUGCCAUCAGCAUGGAGAAUGUAGAAAGGUUCAAACAUUUGAAAGUUGCAGAAACUCUGAUUAGUCUACUCAUUGGUCAACCUGAGGAAGUCCUUAUUAAUGUUGUAGGAGCAUUGGGGCAACUGGCACGAGAUCCGGUGAUUCGGGGUGCUAUCCGGAGAUCGAGUGGAAUCGGUCCAUUGGUCAAUCUUUUAACUGGAACUAAUAAUGCUCUUCUUGUAAAUGUCACCAAAGCAGUGGGAGAAUGUGCUGUUGAUCCUGAAAAUAUGUCGAUAAUUGAAUCUCUAGAUGGUGUUCGAUUGUUGUGGUCUUUACUCAAAAAACCAAAUCCAGAUAUUCAAGCAAGUGCAGCUUGGGCGCUCUGUCCUUGUAUUGAAAAUGCCAAGGAAGCUGGGGAAAUGGUUCGCUCCUUUGUUGGUGGCCUGGAAUUGAUUGUUAAUUUGCUAAAAUCUGAUGAUAUCGAGGUUCUAGCCAGUGUUUGUGCAGCUUUAGCCAAAAUAGCCAUGGACGAAGAAAACCUUGCAGUUAUAACGGACCAUGGAGUUGUUCAAAUGUUGUCAAGUUUAACAUACACAAGGGAUGAUAUGCUACGGCAGAAUUUAGCAGAUGCUGUUGCUUGCUGUUGUAAGUGGGGAAACAACAGAGUUGCCUUUGGAGAAACUGGGGCUGUGGCCCCGCUGGUCCAUUAUCUCAAAUCAAAAAGUCCUCGUGUUCAUCGUGCUACAGCACAAGCCUUGUACCAGCUUUCAUUUGAUCCGAACAACUGCAUUACCAUGCAUGAAAAUGGUGUGGUUAAGCUGCUUUUGAAUUUGAUGGAUUCCACAGAUGAAGCUCUGCAGGAAGCAGCUGCUGGUUGCAUCGCAAACAUUCGAAGGCUUGCCCUGGCUAAUGAGAAGGCUCGCUACAAAUGA